AUGAAGUCGGAGCCCAACGACAGCGAGGUCAUCCCCCCAGACACGAAACUCUUCUGCGCCAAGUGUCGUAAAUUCAUCCAGGAUCCGGACAUGUUCGAAAGGCAUCAGUUGAACUGCGGGAAACGCACGAAGAGGUUCUUCACCUGCAGCAGGUGUCAGAUGGUUUACAGCUCGAAGCUCAAUCUGAACAAGCACAUGGUUAACUGCACCGCGAAUUAUGAUGCAGCUACCGUGAGCAGAGUGCACUUCUGCAAGGAGUGUCGUAGGCGGUACAACACCAGACACGACCUGGAGGUGCAUCUGAGAUCUGAAUGCGCCAAGAACUCUAUCUCCAAGUUCUAUUGCGAUCACUACGACUCGUUGCGAUACCAUUGCUUGUACUGUCCGAAAAAUUACAAGCACAAGGGUGACCUGAACAGACACAUGAAGUACGAGUGCAGCACGACCGGAUUCUUUCAGUGCAGAAUCUGCGGGAAGAGGUUCUCUAGGAAGUCCGUGUUGAAGACGCACACCUUCACCCAACACAAGAGCUACCUAAACUGA
Nicrophorus vespilloides is the source of this 543-nucleotide messenger RNA. Its product is annotated as gastrula zinc finger protein XlCGF17.1-like. The transcript is spliced from 3 exons. The record is from RefSeq and is a predicted model, not a curated record. Lineage: Eukaryota; Metazoa; Arthropoda; Insecta; Coleoptera; Silphidae. Bases 1 to 543 code for a protein of 180 amino acids.